AUGGCCGCACCCACAACGCUUCUUACGGGCAAGACGGCGAUUGUCACUGGAGGAACACGAGGCAUUGGCGGAGGCAUCUCUCGGGAAUUCAUCGCCCGGGGAGCUAAUGUGGCUAUGAUAUACGUGAACCCAGCCAAGAAGGCUGCAGCCGAGACGUUCGCAACCGAGUUGUCUAGUCUAGGCGGCGAUAACUCUGCUAUUGCUAUUUGUGCCGACCUUGCUGAAGCAGACGGUCCGGCCACGAUUGUGAAGAAGACUUUGGAAAAGUUCGGCGGCAACAGGAUUGAUAUCAUUGUGAAUAAUGCGGCCCUAUAUAACGAUACACCGACUCCUGAUUUGACAACUGAUAUCUACGAAAACAUCAUGAAUGCAGAUCUCCGAGGCCCUAUAUUCUUGGUCCAGGCUGCAUUGCCCUACAUGCCUCGUGGUGGGCGAAUCAUCAAUAUGUCGAGCUUUGCAACUCGUCAUAUUCCCAUUGGCCCCGGAACUCCACCGAUGCCCUUGUAUCUGGCUGCGAAGUCCGCGUUGGAGAGCUUGGCUCGAACAUGGGCUGUUGAGUUUGGACAUUCUCGAGGAAUAACCGCCAACGCUGUUUCUGUGGGACUUGUCGAGACCGAUAUGAUGGCCUAUCUGCCCGAAGAAGUCAAAGAGAUCAUUCGGGCGAACAACGCCAAAGUCACGGGAGCGGCACCCCGUACUGGAACGCCUGACGAUAUUGCCCAGAUUGUAGCAUUCCUUGCCAGUGAGGGAAGCCGGUGGGCGUGGAUCGACGCUCUUGAUGACGAGCCUCGAGCGAUCUAUAACGCUCCUCCGGGAACGGGCCCAAACCCGUGGAAAGUUAUUAUUAUCUUCCAUGAGCUUCAACUCCCAUAUGAAACUCUUUGGAUUCCAUACUCAAAGAUUAAGGAAGAGCCCUACACCAAUCUCAAUCCCAAUGGCCGUCUACCCUCAAUGAUCGACCCUAAUACGGAUGUGACACUCUUUGAGUCGGGUGCAAUCGUGCAAUACCUAAUCACCCAGUACGACAAAGACAAUACUAUUAGCUAUGGCAACGACAAUUUGCAGGAUAAAUGGCUAGUGAACAGUUGGCUUAUGUUUCAGAUGAGCGGCCAGGGUCCAAUGUUUGGGCAGAAGAUGUGGUUUACGCACUUUCAUAAGAUUCGAAAUGUCACCACCGCAAUAGAGCGCUAUGGUGAUGAGACGAAGCGUGUCGUCGGCGUCAUAAAUGGCCAUCUAAAGAAACAGAGACAAAAGCUGGGCAUCAGUGCCGGCGAACCCGUUUGGCUUGUGGGCAACAAGUGCACGUACGCUGACUUGGCCUUUGUGCCUUGGAAUCUUUUGCUUUUGGCGAGGUUGUUUCCGGAUGGAGACCUCAAGCCUCAAGAGGAGUUUCCAGAAUUUUACAGCUGGCAUCAAAACACGAUCAUUCGCCCAGCAGUACACGAGGUUGUGGAGAUGCGAGAAAACGCCAUGCGCACGAUGGAGGAUAGUGCAGCAGCCGCACUCCCGAAGCGGGAGGACUAG
This is a messenger RNA of Phaeoacremonium minimum UCRPA7, 1524 nucleotides long. RefSeq names its product putative glutathione s-transferase protein. The record is from RefSeq and is a predicted model, not a curated record. Lineage: Eukaryota; Fungi; Ascomycota; Sordariomycetes; Togniniales; Togniniaceae. Bases 1 to 1524 code for a protein of 507 amino acids. The transcript has 6 exons.